GUGGCGUCGGCGUCCGUUUCUGCGCCACGGAACCGGGUGGAAAAAAACGGAAAAAACCCGAGAAAACCGGGAGAGAGAGAGAGAGAGAAACCGAGAAAAGAGAGAGACCGGCCGGGUAAAACCGGGAGACAGACCGGGAGAGCGCCGCGGCCACAGUACUAACAGAAUGGGUGAACGGCGCAGCAAAAACCUUCUGGUUCAGCUGGGACCCAAAAUGCAGGCUUAUCCAGAAGAGCUGAUUCGACAACGCCGCUCACAUGAUGGUCUUACAGAGUACCUUAUUCGCUGGAAUGUGCUGACUGUAGAUGACAGUGGAGGUGGAGGCAGCAGCAGCAAUGGAGCAAACAGUUCAUCUAGUGACAGCAAAGUGGACAAUAUUUUGAUGUGGAUGUCAGCUGAAGAUGUAUAUGCCAACUGCCCUACGCUCCUUGGGAAACGGAAACCAGAAGGUCAGAGAGUGAAAGAGGAACAGGAGCCAAGUGCCAGAUGUUGCCCAGUGAGUGCCGACUCUGAUGUGACCUUUGACGAUGUAGAGUUACUUGAUAUGAAGGAGGACGUAAAGCAUUUGGUACAAAGAGCAAGGCGACAAAUGUCUCGUAAAUCUGGACCAGAUUCAUCCUUGAAUAUUUCGCAUACAAUCCACGUUCUGAGCGCUUAUGCUAGUAUUGGUUCACUGGUGGGAGUGUUCAAGGAGACGGGAGCUUUGGAUGUACUUAUGCAAUUACUCUGUAACAAGGAAACGCAGACGCGCAGGAGUGCUGGGAAGAUGCUCCGGGCUCUCGCUUCACAUGAUGCAGGUAGCCGGGCAUAUGUUCUCCUCUCACUGAGCCAGCAGGAUGGGAUUGAACAGCACAUGGAUUUUGACAAUCGUUACACCCUGUUGGAAUUGUUUGCAGAAACCACUUCCUCGGAAGAACAUGGAAUUUCAUUUGAAGGAAUUCACCUCCCUCAGAUUCCAGGAAAACUCCUAUUUUCUUUGGUAAAACGGUAUCUGUGUGUCACCUCACUGAUGGACAAGUUGAAUAACAGUGGGCAAGAUGUAAGUGGAGAGCGCCAGGACUGCACUGCCUUGCAUGUACCAGAACAGACUCGACUGCUGCGCGAGUUUGAAUUCACUGUGGCAAUGGCAAAUCUGAUUUCUGAAUUAGUUCGUGUCAUGGGCUGGGACCGGAACAGAGAACCUGAUCAUAUGACAGGGUUGACAGGAGAAAUGCUGCCCAGGAACGUUAAAUCAAUAUUCCAGCCACGGAGCAUGGCUACCAGUAACUUACUGAUACCACAGCCGCGGAAAAAAACAACCACCACUUACAAAACACGCUCAAAUUUUGCCAGCCGGAGUAGCUAUGUGGAAUAUAUACAAGCGAAUUUAAAAGCAGGCAUGACUGUGAAAAUGCUGGAGGAUUAUGAACAAGUCAGUUGUGGAGAUGAAGGGGAGUUUAGGUACAGCAAUGAUGGAACUCCUCCUGUGCAGGUUUUCUGGCACCAGUUGAACAGAACAUAUUGGGUACACUGGCACAUGAUUGAGAUCAUUGGGGAUGGAUCAAGUGGGCAGGUGGAGAAGGAAUCGCAGGAGAAAGCUUCUUCACUGGCUGAAAACCUUAAACUAACAACAGUUGCUCAGACAUUUUUCCAUAAGCCGCCUGGUGGAUUGUACUCCCUGCCUUAUCUAUCGGAGAGCAUUUCUGAGGAUUCCUCUACUCUCAGCCGCUCAGAAUGGUGGGAGGUGCUUUUCUUCAUCAAGAAGUUGGAACCUAAGCAGCAGCAGGAGGCUGUUGAUAUCAUCAGGCAGAACCUGGAAGAUCAGAUUUCGGUAAUGGAUGAGAGUGAGUUGAUUCAGUUGACUGUACCAGCAGAACUUGCGCAGAAGCUGCUUCAGUUCCUCAGCCCCUUUUGCCCUUCGGCCUACCUGAAUGACCUGGAGUGCUCCCAUGUUUAUACCAAACACUGCUUGAAGAGGAAAGGGCUGGACCAGGAUAACCUCUCCGGUGCAUUAACCAACAUUGAAUACUUCUCCCAGCCUGGCAGCACUGGUUUGAUCUCCUCUGGAUCAUCUAUCUCUCAGUCAAAGAAAGCCAAGAAAGAAGUUUCUCCAGAUCUUGCAAGCUCUGCAGCAAUUUCAACCAAAAAUGAUGCCAUGCAGCAAACAGAGAUGGGCAGAAUGGAGGAGCUGGAGUUACCAGAUGAUCUUGAAGAGAAACUGAAAGUAUUCAACUGCCCAAAAGUGACUGGACGGAAGACUAACUUGGAGAAGGUGGGGGAGGUAGUGGAGAUCAUGAAGAAGUCAAGUUCUGAUAUAGGUUUGCAGGUUGCAGGUUUCAAGUUCAUUACUAAAAUGUUGGAAGAUGACAGCACACGAGAGAAGCUGCCUCUUAAACUGGAUUCCGGCAUUAACCAAAGAGACAAACUGAUCAAAGUGCUGGUGGAAGAAUUGACCAACUUCUCCAAGGAAAAGCCCCUGGUUGUCACCUGUUUGCGAUUGAUUUACAUCCUGAUGCAAAGAUAUGACUGGAGAGCACUGUUUGCCACAGAGGGAGGAAUCAAGAGUGUCCUGUCCUGUAUGCAAGAGCACAAGAAUUCUGCCCUUGUUCAGCAGGCUGCCCUGGCAACUUUGAAGAUCCUGACUGGAGCCAGCAAGUAUGACAUGCGUACUAAAAGUGUUCGGCCUCACCUUGCUGAUGCUGAUGCCCAGAUCAUCCUUGAAAUCUUUGCCAGCAUUGGCUCAGCCUCUACCCAGGAUUCCAAAGGGCUGCUCAGUGUUAUCCCUGCUGCUGUAGAGAAAAUGAUGAACACCACAGGGUGCUCCUCUGCGGUCCAGGAUGGCCUAUUAAUCGUCAUUAUGCUGGUUUCUAAUCACAAAAGCCUUGCAGAAUUGUUGGUAUCUUGUGACAUCUGCCCAAUCCUGUAUAGCUGUAUUGGAAACGGGAGCAGCUCCACAGGCAGCCAUCAGCAGAUGCUAGCUAUCAUGGCCCUUAGUAACAUCUCUCUGAACCACAAACUUUCUACUGGAAUCGAGAACAAAGGAUCGAAAGAGGCUUUAAACCUGAAGGAUGCUGAGUUGAAGAUGCUGCUUGUGAGCUUAAAGGAGCAGAGCGGCACCAAAGAGAUCAUUCUUUCACUGGAGCGUUGGAUUUGUGAUGAGACAACUGGACUGGAAUCUCAGAUUGCAGAUAUUAUGAAGGAUAAAGAAGCCUUCCAGUCAUUGGUUCAGGGAUUGGACCAUUUUCGCUCAGAAAAGGCUGUACAACAGGCUAUCAUUCGAAUUCUGAGCAAAUUUUUGGAUAAUUACCUGGAAGACCUGUUGCCCUGGCAUGAAAGCAUUGAACCAUGUUUGUCAUCCAUGACUGCCUACAGUAGUGACCGAGAGGUACUGCAGGAUUUCAUUCGGUUUCUACACAGGCUAGCAACGGUGAACAAGGAUUAUGCAGUAGUCAUGUGUCGGCUUGGGUCAAAGGAAACCCUGUCAAAGGCACUGGACAAACAUAGUUCGGCUUUAUUGCUGGCUGCUGAGCUCCGAGAUCUUGUCAGUGACUGUGAGAAAUAUGCAAGUCUUUACAAGAAAAUGACCACCAGUAUCCUGGCUGGUUGUAUACAGAUGGUUUUGGGACAAAUUGAGGAUCAUAGACGCAGCCAUCAGCCAAUCAAUAUCCCUUUCUUUGAUGUAUUCCUGAGGAACCUCUGUCAAGGUCUGUCCGAACGGCUCAAUGAUAACAGACUGAAUCACGGUUCCAGUGUGGAGUUGAAAGAGGACAAGUGUUGGGAGAAGGUGGAGGUGUCCUCCAAUCAUCAUAGAGCGAGCAAGCUAACUGACAAGAACACCAAAACGUACUGGGAAUCAAAUGGCAGCACAGGGUCCCAUUACAUUAACAUCUACAUGCACAAAGGGGUGGUCAUCAGACAAUUGACCUUGGUGGUUGCGAGUGAGGACUCCAGUUAUAUGCCAGCACGUGUGGUGGUGAUGGGAGGGGAUGAUCCAAGUAACAUCAGUACAGAACUAAACACAGUGAAUGUGGCACCCACUGCCAGCCGUGUUUUACUGCUAGAGAAUAUGACUCGUUACUGGGCAAUUAUCCAGAUUCGGAUUAAGCGAUGCCAGCAGGGUGGCAUUGAUACUCGUGUUCACGGAUUUGAAGUUUUGGGGCCAAAGCCAACCUUCUGGCCAGUAUUCAAGGAGCAACUUUGCAGUCGGACGUACCUCUUCUACACAACGAAGGCGCACACUUGGUGUCAGGAGAUUCAGGAGGAUAGGAUGCAGCUGCUGCAGCUUUUCAACAGGUUAAACAGUGCUUUGCGACAUGAGCAGAUGUUUGCUGAUCGUUUCCUUCCAGAUGCAGAGGCAGCUGAAGCAUUGGGACGGACAUGUUGGGAGGCUUUGAUCAAUCCCAUUGUAUUCAGUAUUACAGCUUUGGACAACAGUAACCCUAGUCCAUUAUCCUGGCUACUGAGUGAAUACCUGGAGAAUUCAGAAGUCUUGAAGCGGAGCAAAGGCCGAGCUGCCAUAUUUAAUUCCAGGGUUCGACGCCUCUGUCACCUUCUGGUUCAUGUAGAUACCAGCCGGAUGGAAACAGAGGAGCUAAAACCAACUGCUAAACCUGAUGGCAAAAACAGAUCAAAAGACAGCAGCAGCAGCACCUCUGGGCCUGUGAAAGGGCAGAUGGUGAGCAAGCCCAGCAGCAUCUCUGGGAUAGCUCAAUGUUGGCACGGAGUAGUACAGCAACAGGUUAAACGCUUUCUGGAUGGGGCUUGGAAUUCUCCUGACUUUGUCAAACGUUACAGGGAUAUGUAUUUGAAGUUGAAGAAUGCCAUGGAGGAACUGUUUGGGCAACAGAUGGCCUUUGUGUUAGCACUGCGCAAGGGCUUCGCAGCAGCACUCCUUCAGCUAUCCCAUCUCACCGCCAUGCAUGUCAGUGAGCGGUUUGCACAGUACAUUGAUCAACGCAUCCAAGAAAGCGAAAUGAACACGAGUAAUGUGGAAACACUAAAUCAGCUGCAGCAAUUCUUGGAGCCGAUGCUGUUCCUCUCAGGACUUGAGCUGGCCAACAUGUUUGAACAUUUCUACAGAUACUAUCUGGCAGAUCGGCUUCUAGGCCAAGGGAAAGUGUGGCUAGAGCGAGCUGUUAUCGAUCACAUCGGAACCUGUUUCCCCAGCAGAUACCCUCAACAGAUGCUGAAGAAUCUUACCGCAUCGGAUGAGCUGCAGCAGGAGUUCCACCUCUACAGGCUGCAACAACUCGACAAGAAACUGGAGGAUCUGGAUGACGAAAUGAUGGAAGACCAGAUAUCCUUGACAGAAGAAGAAACUGAUUUGAAAGUACUUGUACUUUCUCCGCGUUGUUGGUCCAUAUCUUUUCUCUGUUAUCAUGAUGAUCCCAGAGCAUUCUUCCCAUCUGCCCUCAGCAAUUUCCUGGAGGAGUUUUCCGACUUCUACGCUAUUAGUCAGAAUGUAUAUGGAUUCAGCAGCACAAAGCCUCGGCGGUUACAGUGGACAUGGCUGGGACAUGCUGUCAUCUCCUACGGAUCGCUGACUUUGCAUGUGUCCACUCUGCAAAUGUACAUCCUGCUGCAGUUUAAUGAACAGGAGGAAGUUCCUGUGGAGACCAUCUUAAAAUCAACUGGUUUGUCCCCAGUUCUGGUUAGUCAUGCACUGGAACCUCUGAUAGGAGAAAAUGACAUCCUCGUACAACCAGACACUGACAAAAAUAAACUCAAAGGGAUCCUGAGGCUGAAUGAAAAGGUAUUGUCCAGAGGAUCAGCAAAUAACCAGUACUGCUCAUUGCUGCCAAAACAAACCUAUUUAAAUGUGGAUGAAGAUGCUGCCAGCACAUUAGAACGCAAGAGGAACAUUAUCUAUUGCAUGAUUGUACAGAUCAUGAAAUCUGAGAAGGAGCUUCACAUCGAUAAUCUUGUUUUCAAGGUGAUUGAAAGGUGUCAGAACCAGGAGUCAAAUUUAGCACAUAAGUUCCUUCACUUAAACUGCAGCAAUAUGGAUGUUCUGUCUUGCAUCAUGCACCUUAUCAACAAGGGUUACAUCAGGCGCAAUGAAGACAACCCUCACAUUCUGGAGUAUGUGCUCGAGGACCCAACAACCCCCCGGAAGGGACAAGCACACACAAUAUUCAGAAAGCUUGGAGCAAAAACCAUCGAGUCAAACAGCAAUGGCAAAGAGAAUCUAUCGCUAUUUAGCUUUGACGGCGGUUUUGAGGCUGGGUCACAGAGUUCAGAAGAAGGAGUGCUGGAGACGGUGCUCAUGUCGAUGGGGCGAACCAUGAGCCAAGAGGAGGUGCAGCAACUGAUGAGCCAGACUGUCCUUCAGGUAGCAGACACGCUCAGCAUUUCCACUGAUGUGUCGCAACACUUGCUUAUGCACAGCAAGUGGAACAUUGACUUGUUGGUACAGCGAUAUGCUGAAGAUCGUGAAGUCCUCUUGUUGGUGGCGGGACUUCAGGUCCGGAAUCCGCAAACACUCAGCAGCCCCAUCACCCAGUGUCCCGUUUGUCUAAACCUGCUUAGUAAUGAAAGUGAAGCUGCUCCCACUCUUUGCUGCAUGCACUACUGCUGUAAGUCCUGCUGGAAAGAGUAUUUAAUGACGAGAAUUGAGCAGAACCUGGUGCAGAAUUGUACGUGUCCAAUUUCUGACUGCCCUGCACAGCCAACCAAUGAGUUUAUCUCCUCUAUUAUAAGUGACAGUGAGAUUGCAGCCAAGUAUUUUAAAACGCUGCUGCGAGGAUAUGUGGAAUGCUGUUCAAACCUAACUUGGUGCACCAAUCCGCAGGGCUGUGAUCAGAUUCUCUGUAAGGAGGGGAUAGGCAGUGUUGGCACCUGUUCCAAGUGCUGUUGGUCCUCUUGCUUCUCCUGUAAUUUCCCGGAGGCACACUAUCCUGCCAGCUGCAGCCACAUGUCCCAGUGGAUGGAUGAUGGUGGUUACUACGAGGGAAUGACAAUAGAAGCACAAAGCAAACACCUGGCAAAACUUAUCUCCAAACGCUGUCCAAGCUGCCAUGCCCAGAUUGAGAAGAACGAGGGCUGUCUUCACAUGACUUGUGCCAAGUGUAAUCAUGGAUUUUGCUGGCGGUGUCUGAAGCCAUGGAAACCGACACACAAAGAUUACUAUAACUGCUCAGCUAUGGUCAGUAAAGCAGCACGGCAAGAGAAGCGGUUUCAUGAUUAUAACGAACGAUGCACUUUUCACCAUCAGGCACGGGACUUUGCGAUUAAUUUGGAAGCAAAAGUAUCUGCAAUAAAUGAAGCCUUGCAAAUGAAGUCACUAACAUUUGUUAUUGAUGCCUGUAAAAUGCUUGCUCAGGCGAGGAAGGUAUUGGCCUAUUCCUGUGUGUACAGUUACUAUAAUCAGGACACUGAAAAGAUGGAUAUAAUGGAACAGCAGAUGGAGAACUUGGAGCUGCACACCAAUGCCCUCCAGAUCCUUCUGGAGGAGACCCUACUACAGUGCGUGGACCUGGCUUCCUGUAUUCGCCUGUUGAAACCAGAACACUUGAAUACAGGACUGGAACUAAUCCGCAGGAUACAAGAGAGACUGCUUGCCAUCCUCCAGCACUCAACACAGGAUUUCCGAGUGGGGUUUCAGCCAAAGCAGGGUGUCGAUCAGAAUCAAGUUCAAUCCACAGACCUUUUAAACACAGUGCCAUCUGAUUCCACCAAAGAAGUGAAGUCAGGCAGUCAAACUGAGGAAGAGGACGGAGAUUAUGAUGACGAUGAUGAUGAGUAUGUCCCGGAGUGGCAUGACACAUACGAUGAGGAUGAAGAUAUUGAUGAAGAUGAUUUUUCAGAUGAUGAAUCAGAGAACCUAGAGAGAGAUUUCUUUUACCUGGAAGACGAUGUUUAUGACUAAAGAGAGUUGAGAUUUUUUUAUAUAUAAUAUAUAUAUAUUAUAUAUAUAUUCUGAAUAAGUGGACAAUUUACAAAAAGCAAUGUAAUUCACAGUAGUUAGAUGAAAAUAUCUUAGUCCGCGCAGAACGCAGAACCCUAGAUUCUUUUUUUGUUAUGCCACUUCUGGUUAACUGGCUUCUCUUUUUGAUUUAGAAAAGUUUUUUUGGUGUUCAGGUUUUAAAAACACACACACAACUAAGGAGAAACUCUGUCUUUUUCUUUUAUUUUGUUAACAUUUCGCCCCUCUGGAGAGAGCUGCUGAUAAACUGCUACUGAACUGUUUCUGGGAGAUGUUCACUGUAUUCAGCUAUAAAAGAACAAAGGGCAGUGAAGGCUCCACUUAGCAGAAUACUUCAAUUGUUCACAUAUAAUGUUCUUUCUGAGAAAUUCCAGUUAUGCAAGUUGUGAAAAUAAAACACUUUCUUCUAAUGUA
Carcharodon carcharias (great white shark) is the source of this 8317-nucleotide messenger RNA. RefSeq names its product cullin-9 (gene cul9). Lineage: Eukaryota; Metazoa; Chordata; Chondrichthyes; Lamniformes; Lamnidae. Gene Ontology annotation, molecular function: ubiquitin protein ligase binding; zinc ion binding. The transcript is spliced from 40 exons. The coding region runs from base 167 to 7846 and encodes 2559 amino acids. The record is from RefSeq and is a predicted model, not a curated record. Gene Ontology annotation, biological process: ubiquitin-dependent protein catabolic process.